CAUCGCCGCCGUGUAAAGUUCCCGGAUGCUGGGGACACGAACAUCAGAGGCUCCGACAUCGAGUGGCGCUUCUGUAUGUAUCUAUUCUGUGUAAGUAGUAAGUAGGAUUCUAUGUUCGUAUUGAGUUAGAAAUGUUCGAGGAGGAGAGAAAAGAAGCGACUGACAUUCCCCCGAUUGCUACUCCGUCAUCUUCGAAAGGUUUUAGCAAACGACAUGUGUUGAUGAUAAUAGCGUUACUCGGCUUUGCAAACGUCUACGCACUUCGGGUGAAUUUAAGCGUGGCGCUUGUUGCAAUGGUGAAUGCUUCGUAUGCAAACGGCCACGAAGAGAGAGAAAAUGAAAGAUGCAGCCCUGCAAGUUCUUCGGCAACCAAGCAUGAUGGCGCAUUCAAAUGGAGUCAACAUUUACAAGGCAUUGUUCUUGGCUCAUUCUUUUACGGCUACAUAUUCACGCAGCUUCCUGGCGGUUGGUUAGCUGCAAAGUAUGGUGCGAAACGUGUGUUUGGUUUUGGUGUUUUGACGACACUUCUUACAUUGUUUACACCUGUUGCGGCAAAGUUCAGUGUUUACGUCCUUGUACUGCUACGUAUUCUGGAAGGGCUUGGAGAGGGCGUUACUUUCCCUGCCAUGCAUGCAAUGUGGAGUUACUGGGCACCACCAUUAGAAAGAAGUAAAUUGGUAUCCACUACUUACGCAGGAAGUCAGAUUGGAACGAUUAUCGCUUAUCCAUUAUCAGGCUGGCUUUGUGCGUAUGGUUUUGAUGGUGGAUGGCCUUCCGUAUUUUAUGUGUUUGGUUUGUUAGGAUUCGUUUGGUGUUUUUUUUGGAUGUAUUUUGUUCACGAUACCCCACGUGAACAUCCGUCAAUAUCCGCGAAGGAACUAUUGUACAUUGAAAAAACUCUUGGUGAACAACAGGACAGUUUUACGCCCAAAGAUCAGGGUUACAACACACCUUGGAAAACAAUCGUGACGUCAACACCUGUUUGGGCCAUUAUUGUCGCCCAUUUUGCUAACAACUGGAGUUUCUACACCUUACUAACGACAAUGCCGACCUACUUUAAAGAGGUUCUUGGAGUUAAUAUUCGUGAGAAUGGCCUGAUUUCAGCUAUUCCGUUUGUAUGCAAUUUUAUAUCCAUUGUUUUGACUGGACAUGUUGCAGAUUAUAUCCGCCAUCACAAGUUGUUAUCAACCGAGAUAGUUAGAAAAAUUGCUAACACCACAGGGAUGACGGUAACUGCAGCAUCGUUAAUUGCCGCUAGUUUUGUCCAUUGCAACCAAACAGCCCUCGCCGUGUUUUUCCUAUCGUUUGCGUUGAUUGGUUGUGGCUUCAACCAAUCAGGCUAUCAAGUAAACCAUUUGGAUAUUGCUCCUCGAUAUGCUGGUGUGUUAAUGGCGAUAACUAACACAUUUGGCACAAUAUCUGGUAUUGUAUCACCUUACGUCGUUGGACUGCUUACCAAUAACAAGCCAACCCGACAACAAUGGCUUGUCGUUUUUUACAUUGCUGCUUUCGUUAACGUGUUGGGAAUGACCGUGUUUAUUUUUUGUGCACGUGGAAAUGAAGAGGCGUGGAACCAACCAGAAUUAGAGAGAAAUGUUAGUUCUUUUUCCCCAAAUUCUAUGAGCGAUUCGUAUACAAAAAUUAUAUGAUUUGGCCAUUUUAAGUCAAAGUUACCACGACUUCUAUGGCCUGCGUUUUUUAUAAAGACGUAAUUUAAUGGGAUAUUAGUGGAGCAAUCAACCCAAUAUAAUGAAUGAAUAUUUGAAUGGAGUUAAUAUAUAAAGAAAUCUGCUACAAGACAUGUGUAUAGACAAAUGGGAUGGAAGCGGAAGUUAUUUACAAUUUUUUAGUGAUUAGAGGAGCUAAGUAUUUACAAGUUAAUGAUAGUAUUGACAUGCUCAAUUUGUUUGUUAAGAUUAGGCUUGAGUUUUUUGAUGUACAGUGCUUCUUUUAGUUUUAAAGGAGUGUGGGCACUGUCUAAUAUACGAAAGCAAGGUUGUGAGUAUUUAGAUUUGAAGUUAAGUGAUGAGAGGAGGUGUUUCAAUAUGUGAGAGUUUUUAUCGGAAGUGGUAUGCUCUUUGAUCCGUGUGGAGAGGUGGCGGCUGGUUUUGCCAAUGUAGCGAGAAUUACAUCCCACACAAGAGAAUUCGUAAACCCCAUUGGAUUUUAAGACAAAAGAGAUGGGGUCUUUGAAGCGGAAGAAGUUUUUCAUUUUAAAAGAAGAGAAUACUAGUUUUAUGCCUAAGUUUGUGCAGUAACGUCUGACCAAGUUAUGUAGUUUUCGUUUUGCGAUUUGUGAGUAGAGGCCAAUGUAAGGUAGCUUGAAGUAAUGGAUUUGGGGUUUGGCUUGUGUGUGUGGUCUUGUUCAUUGUUAGUUGUGUUAGAAAAAAGUUGUUAAAAAAAGUUGUCGUUUACGUUAAAUGCAUCAUUUCAAUCGUGCUAUUACGAAAUUAUGCAAAUACAAAAGACUUGGGAUAACUUGCAAUGCGCAAAGCGCUUACUUUCAAACAUUAUUUGCAAUUAACACUAAAUCGUUGGAAAUAUAGACUUUUCAAAAUGUGAUCAUAAAAAAAGUAACAACAAACAGCGCGGCCCGUUUGCUGCAAACACUAGUGUCAAUAAAUACAUAGAUACAUACAAGUGUCUGUUAUGUAAUCCAAUACAUGUCAUAAGUGUG
Xenia sp. Carnegie-2017 is the source of this 2677-nucleotide messenger RNA. Its product is annotated as sialin-like. Gene Ontology annotation, molecular function: transmembrane transporter activity. Gene Ontology annotation, biological process: monoatomic anion transport; transmembrane transport. The record is from RefSeq and is a predicted model, not a curated record. Lineage: Eukaryota; Metazoa; Cnidaria; Anthozoa; Malacalcyonacea; Xeniidae.